AAAAGGCUGUGUUUUGGGUUAUUUCGCUUUAAAUAACAGCUAAAGGGGCGCUGUGCAGCCGCGCUAGGCCCGCCCUGAGGCGGCGGGGCCGGUGCCAUCAGCCCGCCCUGAGGCGGCGGGGCCGCGCUAUGGGGGACGAGCUGGCGGCGGGGGACGACACCCUGCUUCAUUCAGAGAAGGAGUUCCACGAUGCAGCGAAGCGUAAUGACACGGCCAGGAUGGAGCAGCUCAUCAGGAGAGGGGUUGACAUCAAAGCCAAAAACAAUGCAGACCGGGCUGCCCUGCACUGGGCUGCAGGAGCAGGGAACGUGGAUGCUGUGCGACUGCUCCUGGACCACAAUGUCCCGGUGGAUGACGAAGACAAUUUUGGAAUGAAUGCACUUCUGCUGUCUGCCUGGUUUGGCCACCUCCGUGUCCUGCAGAUCCUCGUCAAUGCUGGGGCCAAGAUUAACUGUGUCAAUAGGAAUGGCAGAAACCUGCUCCACUGUGCUGCUCAGAAGGGACACAUCCAGGUAAUGGAGUUCAUCAUGGAGGACCUGGAGGAUGUGUGUGUGGAUAAGACAGACAAGUUGGACAGGACAGCGUUCCACCUGGCUGCAGAGAAUGGGCACCUGGAGGUGGUGGAGUUCCUAAUUCGACUGGGUUGUUGUCGCGGUGCCAAAGACAAGGAAGAAAAUACAGCAUUGCAUUUAGCUGCUAAAAAUGGACACCUCUCUGUGCUUCAGAAGAUUAUAGAUGCCGGAGUCGACCUUGAUGAAAAGAACAUGGAAGGACUUACAGCUCUGCACAUGGCUGCUGAGGGGGGUCACAGUGACUGUGUGAAGCUGCUCUUGGAAGCUGGUGCUGAUGUCAAUGCUCAAACACAGAAGAAGAUGAACUGCCUUCAUUAUGCUGCACUGCAUGGCUACGAGGAGACAGGCAGGAUCCUUCUGGAUGCAGGAAUCCACAUGGAUGCUGUUAAUCACCAAAACACAUCAGCGACACACAUUGCGGUGCUGCAGAACUUCCCAGCCAUGGUGAAGCUCUUCAUCGAUGCAGAGUGUGACCUUGACAUUGCAGAUAAUAGGCAGCAGACCCCUCUGCACAUCGCUGCAGAGCACGGCAGGCAGGACAUGGCAGAGAUGAUUCUCAUUGCAGGAGUUAAUCUGAAGCUAACAGACAAGCAAGGGAAGACAUCUCUGGACGUUGCUGCUCGGGGCAAUCACAUCAACCUGGCAGACAUGAUUAUCAAAGCCGAUCGGUUUUACAAAUGGGAAAAGGACAAUCUGAACAGUGACUCUGACUCCUGGGUAGCAAAGAACUUGACCUUUAAGCAAGAUCACAGGCUGGAAACACAGCACAUCCGCUCAGUAAUGUGGAGAUUGGCUACCAAGUACCUCAGACCUGGUGAAUGGAAGAAGCUGGCACAUUACUGGAAAUUCACUGAUGCCCACAUUAGGGCCAUCGAGCACCAAUGGACAGGCACUAAAAGCUACAGGGAGCACGGCCACAGAAUGUUGCUCAUCUGGCUCCAUGGUGUGAUCACAGCAGGAGAAAAUCCAGUGAAGGGAUUAUACGAAGGCCUUGCAGGGAUUGGAAGAAGAGAUUUAGCAGAAAGCAUUCGGAAAAAAGCAAACGCCGACUCUGCCUCUCCACGGAAGUGUGUAGCAAUGUAGCACCAGGAGAGCACCAGAGACUCCUUCCACUUGUCCUCAAGUUAGAGGAGAAACACUUGCUGUGCUGCUGAUCAGGAGGCAGCUGCAACUUAAGGGCUUCUUGUCAUCAACAGCUGGCACCACUGUUGCUUCCCUCUCUGGAAUAGGGAAGGCAUCAGCAAAGCCAAUGGCUUGAAAUGCCUCUUUACAGAGGAAGGAGAGUUUUGUCAGCUGCUGCAUAUGGUCUGGGUGCU
Messenger RNA from Pezoporus flaviventris, 1888 nucleotides. It is a transcript of the gene ANKDD1A, whose product is annotated as ankyrin repeat and death domain containing 1A. Lineage: Eukaryota; Metazoa; Chordata; Aves; Psittaciformes; Psittacidae. Gene Ontology annotation, biological process: signal transduction. The coding region runs from base 129 to 1655 and encodes 508 amino acids. Gene Ontology annotation, cellular component: nucleus; cytoplasm. The transcript has 15 exons. The record is from RefSeq and is a predicted model, not a curated record. Gene Ontology annotation, molecular function: protein binding.